Molecule: messenger RNA, 1131 nt
Organism: Drosophila virilis
Lineage: Eukaryota; Metazoa; Arthropoda; Insecta; Diptera; Drosophilidae
Gene: Vti1a
Product: Vesicle transport through interaction with t-SNAREs 1a
Biological process (GO): retrograde transport, endosome to Golgi; Golgi to vacuole transport; intracellular protein transport
Cellular component (GO): SNARE complex; endoplasmic reticulum membrane; late endosome membrane
Molecular function (GO): SNARE binding; SNAP receptor activity
Source: RefSeq, a predicted model, not a curated record
GCAUUUGCUGAGUGAAAUGAUAAACAAAACAGCAGGUAGUUAAAUAAAUGGCAGAUUUUUGCAAAUCAACACGAAACUAAUUGUAAACUAAAAAAAGUAACAGAUGUCACUCCUUGAGCAAUAUGAGCAGCAGUACGCAGCACUCAUCGCUGAAAUAACUGCACAUAUUGGUCGGCUACAGCAAAAUGCAUCCGAACGCAGCGAACUGUGCAACAAAAUCGAUGCCAGCCUGUCAGAGGCACAGGAGCUGCUCGAACAGAUGGGCCUGGAGGUGCGAGAGCUAAAUGCAGCACAGCGCAGCAGCUUCAAUGGCAAACUGCAAGUGGCACAGGCGGAACUGAAGCGCCUGCAAGUGGAGUACAAACAAACAAAGGAGAAGUUGCGGGCACAGGCAAAUGGGUUUACCACGCUCGAUCUAAGUGACAGUGGGAGUUACUACGAGGAUGUAGGCAUUAGCAAUGAUCAAAGGCAACGAUUGCUGGACAAUUCCGAGCGCAUUGAACGCACUGGCAAUCGCUUGACGGAAGGCUAUCGCGUGGCUGUGGAAACGGAAGCUCUCGGCGCACAAGUCUUGAAUGAUUUGCAUCAUCAGCGCGAAACGCUGCAAGGCGCACGCGCUCGACUAAGGGAAACGAACGCCGACAUAGGACGCGCCUCCCGCACCCUCAACACAAUGAUGCUGCGCGCAUUGCGCGAAAAGGUCGUGCUGUACGGCGUGGGCGUUUGCUUUGUGGUUGCUGUCGGCGUGAGCCUCUAUUUAACAUUUGCCCCCAGCUCCUCCGCGGCCACGUCAUAGUUACGGGCUUGAGGAGCUCACUAAUACGAUUUUGGAUUAUAAAAAACGUUGGCGCAUUCCUUGUUGAGAUAAUUGUUUAUUUAUUAUUAGUUUUCAUUAAUUUCCAUCGCGAGUUAAUUUAUAUGUAUAUUGAAGAAACUCUAAACUCUAACGGCUAGCACAAGCCCUACUUGUCUACAAAGCUUAAUUAACUAUGACUUAUGCCCUAUUCAUACAUAUGAGUGUUAAUGUAUUUAAAUAGAACGUUGUUCGUUGGUUUUCGCGACUGGGCGCAUACAUAUUAACUAUAUCAAAAUAACUAUAACAUAUUCGGACGUUUUAGCUUUAAAUUCGAA